AAACCAUUGAAAACAAUACCAAAGCAUAGGACUUGAAGGGAUAAAAUACUUGAAAUAAAGCCACAGAUCAGACACAGAGGAGCAGCAGGAAGAAGGAAACUCAUUUCACCAUUAUUCAGAGUCUAAAUGCAUAAUCUCUACAUGUGUACAGCUCAGAUAUGAAGUGGGAAUUGGAGGAAGAAGAAGAAGAACAAGUAGAGAUUGGGAAAGAAGAGGAAAAAGGAGGAAAAGUGCGGAUUCUCUUGUGCUUUUGUUAAUGGGCCACAAGAUGCAGCAGAGCCACCACCAUUCAGUGGCUGUGAAGGGGAAUGAGCAAAUGGGGACCAAGAGAGGGUACACAUUCAUUCAGGCCAACAGGGCUUGGUUGCCAAAAUUUCUGGUGCUGUGGGUUGUGGUGAUGGCUUUUUUGAGCAUGUCUAUAUACAACGGAAUGGAUGCUGACAACAAAGUAAGGAGGAAGGAAGUACUGGGUAGCAUGUGUGAUCAGAGGGCAAGAAUGUUGCAGGAUCAAUUCAGUGUUAGUGUUAACCAUGUGCAUGCUCUUGCAAUUCUCGUCUCCACUUUUCACUACUACAAGACCCCAUCUGCAAUUGAUCAGGAGACUUUUGCAGAGUACACUGCAAGAACUGCUUUUGAGAGGCCAUUGCUUAGUGGGGUUGCCUAUGCACAAAGAGUGGUUAAUUCAGAGAGGGAGAAGUUCGAGAGGCAACAUGAGUGGACAAUAAAGACUAUGGAAAGAAAACCUUCACCUGUUCGAGAUGAAUAUGCACCUGUAAUAUUUUCUCAAGAAACUGUUUCCUACCUUGUAUCACUUGAUAUGAUGUCAGGGGAGGAGGACCGAGAAAACAUAUUGAGAGCUAGGGCUACUGGAAAAGCUGUCUUAACAAGCCCCUUCAGGCUGCUUGGUUCUCAUCAUCUUGGUGUUGUGUUGACAUUCCCUGUCUACAAAUCCAGGCUACCCCCAAAACCAACAAUGGAAGAGCGCAUUGAUGCAACUGCAGGAUAUCUUGGUGGAGCCUUUGAUGUUGAAUCUCUCGUGGAGAAUUUGCUUGGGCAACUUGCUGGAAACCAGGCAAUUCUGGUGAACGUGUAUGAUGUUACAAACUCUUCAGAUCCCUUGAUCAUGUAUGGUAAUGAAAAUCAAGAAGGUGACCUCAGUCUGUUACAUAAGAGCAAGCUUGAUUUUGGAGAUCCAUUUAGGAAGCAUCAAAUGAUAUGUAGAUAUCAUCAAAAGGCACCCCCAUCUUGGACAGCACUGACCACUGCGUUCUUAUUCUUUGUGAUUGGCUUGUUAGUAGGCUAUAUCUUAUAUGGUGCAGCAAUCCACAUUGUCAAAGUUGAAGAUGAUUUCCAUGAAAUGCAGGAACUGAAAGUUCGAGCAGAAGCUGCUGAUGUUGCCAAAUCACAGUUUCUCGCCACAGUUUCUCAUGAGAUUCGGACACCCAUGAAUGGCAUCCUUGGGAUGCUUGCACUGCUUCUAGAUACUGAUCUAAGUUCAACCCAACAAGAUUAUGCUCAAACUGCUCAAGUAUGUGGUAAAGCACUGAUACAAUUGAUAAAUGAGGUGCUUGACCGAGCAAAAAUUGAAGCGGGUAAAUUAGAGCUGGAAACGGUUCCCUUUGAGCUUCGAUCUAUCUUAGAUGAUGUCCUCUCUUUAUUUUCUGAGAAGUCUAGAAGCAAAGGUAUUGAGCUGGCAGUAUUUGUGUCCGAUAAAGUUCCAGAGAUUGUUAUGGGAGAUCCAGGGAGAUUCAGACAGAUCAUUACAAAUCUUGUUGGAAACUCUGUUAAAUUCACUGAACGAGGACAUAUCUUUGUUAAAGUCCAUCUUGCUGAAAACACAAAGGCCAUGGUAGAUGCAAAAGCUGAAACUUGUUUUUUGAAUGGAGGAUCAGAUGAAGGGGUACUAAAAGCAGGUCUGCGCCAAUUUAAGAGCUUGAGUGGUCAUGAAGCAGCUGAUGAGCGAAACAGUUGGGAUUCCUUCAAGCAUUUGAUUGCUGAUGAGGAAUUGCGAUAUGAUUCUUCAAUAAACUUGAUGCCUAGUCAUGAAGCUUCUGAUAAUGUUACAUUGAUGAUAUGUGUGGAGGAUACUGGAAUUGGGAUCCCUAUUAAAGCCCAGGAUCGAGUUUUCAUGCCAUUUAUGCAGGCAGAUAGCUCAACCUCUAGAAAUUAUGGUGGAACUGGUAUUGGCUUGAGCAUCAGCAAGUGUCUGGUUGAGCUAAUGGGUGGUCAGAUAAACUUCAUCAGCCGGCCACAGAUUGGGAGCACAUUUUCAUUCACAGCAUCUUUUGGAGGGUGUAAGAAUGUUGAUGUAAAAAAAUCUAGUACUGAAGAUCUUCCUUCUGGUUUUAGAGGAUUGAAAGCAAUAGUAGUUGAUAGAAAACCCGUUAGAGCUGCCGUAACCAGAUACCAUUUGAGGAGGCUUGGUAUAGUGGUAGAGGUUGUGAGUAGGAUCAACAUGGUAUCUAUGUGCAUGAAAAAUGGUUCUUUAACAUGCGGAAAUAAAAUCCAGCCAGAUAUUAUUCUUGUUGAGAAGGAUUCAUGGCUUUCCAGUGAGGAUGUUGGGUGGAGUGUCCAAGUUUUGGACCACGAACAGAAUGGCCAUAUCUGUAAAUUGCCUAAGCUGAUUCUACUUGCAACAAAUUAUACCAAUGCUGAAUUUGAUAAGGCAAGGUCAGCAGGAUUUGCAGACACUGUGAUUAUGAAACCUUUGAGGGCAACUAUGGUUGCUGCUUGUCUUCAGCAGGUGUUGGGGAUAGGGAAGAAGCCCCAGCCAGUGAAAGACAUGCAGAAUGGAUCUUCAGUCCUACAGAGCCUACUCUGUGGAAAAAAAAUUUUGGUGGUUGAUGACAAUAGGGUAAACCGCAGGGUUGCUGCAGGUGCUCUGAAGAAGUUUGGUGCUGAUGUAGAAUGUGCCGAAAGUGGCAAAGCUGCACUGGACUUACUUCAGCUUCCACACAAUUUCGAUGCUUGCUUCAUGGAUAUUCAGAUGCCAGAAAUGGACGGGUUUGAGGCAACCCGCCGAAUUAGAAAGAUGGAGAGCAAGGCAAACGAACGAAUGAAUGGUUGUGAAGGAACUGUCAGAAAGGGUGAGUGGCAUGUGCCAAUAUUAGCCAUGACAGCUGAUGUUAUCCAUGCCACAUAUGAUGAGUGCCUGAAAUGCGGGAUGGAUGGAUAUGUUUCGAAGCCCUUUGAAGAAGAAAUUCUGUAUCAGGCUGUUGCCAAGUUCUUCAAAGAGAAACCAAUCUCCAACUCAUAGUAAGAGUUACAGGCCCUUCAGGUACCACCUAUACACAUUUUAACUGGGCAGAACAGAACUAUACCAGCAAUUUUUCAAAUCCUGCUGGUAUUUUUUCCUUGUGGACAUGACCAACUUUUUGGUUUCCGACAUUCCCGAUUUCUUGACUACAUGCAUGCAAGUCUUCUGGCAAUCGUUUCUAACCAACUUCAACUUAACUUGAUUAGUAUCGCUGAGAGUUCAUGUAUACGACAACAGAAAACUCCAUCUCCGGUUGUAUAUACAGACCCUUAAAAGGGGAGGGAGAUAAAAGAUGUAAAUCUCAGACAUGUUGCUUGGGAACUUCUAUAUUGAAAUGAGUGCGUUGAAUUUUUGUUCUCUGUUUUGAGACUUGGUCAUUGAACAUCUAAAUAUCUAGCUACAAGUAAAUGAAUUUGCAGUUUUAUG
Molecule: messenger RNA, 3682 nt
Organism: Rubroshorea leprosula
Lineage: Eukaryota; Viridiplantae; Streptophyta; Magnoliopsida; Malvales; Dipterocarpaceae
Source: the annotation of a GenBank genome assembly